GCCGGUCCAUGAUCCAGUGAAUUACUCAGCAAAGAAGUAGAACAUUUGAAGGUUUAAAGGAGGGAAAUUUUCAAAUUCACUAUCAAAUAUUGAAUUCAAUCAUGGCUCAACAAGACGAACUUGCCACUGCAAUUUUGAAGAAUAAAUCUCGUCCAAACCGUUUAGUGGUUGAGGAAGCUAUAAAUGAUGACAACUCGGUCGUCACUAUGUCUCAGAACAAAAUGGAGGAACUUCAGCUUUUCAGAGGAGAUACUGUUCUUAUAAAGGGCAAAAAACGAAAAGAUACGGUCUGUAUUGUACUUUCUGAUGACACAGUCUCUGAUGAAAAGAUUAGAAUGAACAAAGUUGUACGGCACAACCUACGAGUUAGGCUCGGUGAUAUUAUUAGUGUACAAUCUUGCCCUGACGUCAAGUAUGGCAAAAGGAUACAUGUUUUGCCAUUUGAUGACACAGUUGAAGGUCUAACAGGAAAUUUAUUUGAUGUUUAUCUCAAACCGUACUUUGUUGAGGCUUACAGACCUAUCAAGAAGGGUGAUGUGUUUCGUGUACGUGGUGGUAUGAGGGCUGUAGAGUUCAAGGUCAUUGAGACUGAUCCCAAUCCAUACUGUAUAGUAGCACCUGAUACUGUGAUUCAUUGUGAAGGAGAACCAGUCAAGAGAGAGGAGGAAGAGGAAUCUCUAAAUGAAGUUGGUUAUGAUGAUAUUGGUGGAUGCAGAAAGCAAUUGGCUCAGAUCAAAGAGAUGGUGGAGCUUCCUCUUAGACAUCCUCAGUUGUUUAAAGCCAUUGGUGUUAAGCCUCCAAGAGGUAUUCUGCUAUAUGGCCCACCUGGUACAGGAAAGACACUUAUGGCCAGAGCUGUUGCUAAUGAAACUGGUGCAUUCUUCUUUCUUAUCAAUGGUCCUGAGAUAAUGAGCAAAUUGGCUGGUGAAUCAGAAAGUAACCUCAGAAAAGCUUUUGAAGAAGCUGAAAAGAAUGCUCCUGCUAUUAUUUUCAUUGAUGAAUUAGAUGCAAUUGCACCAAAAAGAGACAAGACCCACGGUGAGGUGGAAAGACGUAUUGUGUCCCAACUAUUGACUCUGAUGGACGGUCUCAAACAAAGAUCACAUGUCGUUAUCAUGGCAGCUACAAAUAGGCCUAACAGCAUUGACACAGCUCUCAGACGGUUUGGUCGUUUUGAUCGUGAAGUUGACAUUGGAAUCCCUGAUGCAACUGGACGUCUAGAAAUCCUCAGAAUCCACACUAAGAACAUGAAAUUAGGUGAAGAUGUUGACCUGGAACAGAUUGCUGCUGAGACUCAUGGUUAUGUUGGUUCUGAUGUAGCAUCUCUUUGCUCAGAAGCUGCUCUUCAACAGAUUCGUGAAAAAAUGGACUUGAUUGACUUGGAAGAUGAAACCAUUGAUGCUGAGGUGCUGGAUUCCUUAGCUGUAUCAAUGGAUAAUUUCAGAUACUCAAUGGGUGUGUCCAACCCAUCAGCGUUGCGGGAAACUGUUGUUGAAGUCCCCACAACAACAUGGGACGACAUUGGAGGCCUUGACGGCGUAAAGCGUGAGCUGCAAGAACUUGUCCAGUAUCCAGUUGAACAUCCCGAUAAGUUCCUCAAGUUUGGCAUGACGCCAUCUAAAGGUGUGUUGUUUUAUGGCCCACCUGGAUGUGGUAAGACUCUUCUAGCCAAGGCCAUUGCCAAUGAAUGUCAGGCAAACUUCAUCUCUGUCAAGGGACCUGAGUUGUUGACCAUGUGGUUUGGUGAAUCUGAGGCUAAUGUUAGAGAUGUCUUUGACAAGGCUCGUAGUGCAGCUCCUUGUGUUCUGUUCUUUGAUGAGUUGGAUUCUAUAGCCAAAUCAAGAGGUGGUAAUGUCGGUGAUGGUGGUGGCGCUGCUGACCGUGUUAUUAACCAAAUCUUAACAGAGAUGGAUGGAAUGAAUGUCAAGAAAAAUGUAUUUAUUAUUGGUGCUACUAACAGACCAGACAUUAUUGACCCUGCCAUUUUACGACCUGGUCGUCUUGAUCAGCUUAUUUAUAUUCCUCUUCCUGAUGAAGCAUCAAGAAUUUCAAUUCUGAAUGCCAAUUUAAGAAAGUCUCCAGUAGGAAAGGAAGUUGACAUGGUCUAUAUUGCUAAAGUUACUCAUGGUUUUAGUGGUGCUGACUUAACAGAAAUCUGCCAAAGGGCUUGUAAGCUGGCAAUCAGGGAAUCCAUUGAGACUGAAAUCAAUAGAGAGAAAAAACGUGCUGAAAAUCCAGACCUUGACAUGGAAGUGGAAGAUGAGGAUCCUGUCCCAGAAAUCAGAAAAGACCACUUUGAGGAAGCCAUGAAGUUUGCUCGUCGUUCAGUCAGUGAUAAUGAUAUUAGGAAAUAUGAAAUGUUUGCUCAGACCCUACAGCAAAGCAGAGGAUUUGGAGGAAACUUUAGAUUCCCAAGCCAGUCAGGUGGUGGCGAAGGCUCCCAGGGGGGUGCAGGUGGAUCAGGGGGGGCUGACCCUCUAUAUGACGAUGGAGAUGAUGACCUGUACAGCUAGAUAUCAUUAUAGAUCAAAUACUUGCAGAUAGUUGUUGGUGGAUUGUGAUAUUUUAUUCUUUCUAAUAAUAAUGAACAUUACAUUAUUUUGCUGUUUUUGUAAAAAGAUUGUUCAGUUCAAAGCCAGGGGUAAAUAAAGACAUUCAUUGAAAAGAUUUCUUAUAACAAUUCAGUGUGCUAAGAGUGAUUUUAUUAACCGCAUGAAAGUCAAAUGACAAGCAAUGGAUUGUGAAUGUAAUUUACUGGGUGAAGAGAUCAAAUCUAAACACAAUGUAGAGUGAGGUCAUAAAACAUUAAAAUUAAACAGUUAAUGCAUAAUUUUAGUAAAUAUCAGCUAACAUACUAUAGGUUUAUAAGUUUAAAAUCUUUAUUACAUGUAUUUUAAUGCCGCUAUUUCAUGUGUUAUAUAAAAUCACUCGGUUUUACCCAACAGAAAACAGUACAUUGUUAUUCGCCUUUUUAGAUUGAACUAUUUGAAUCACAAUAUUUGCAUUGAAGUAACAGCUCUAAUACUCUUACCACAGGUAGUUAGCUGUAGCUUAAAUAUACAAUUAACAAUUAAAUAGUCUCGUUGAUUAAGACUUUAUUAAAAAAAUGUCCUUUUUUCAUAAGAUUGUAUUACAUUGUAGGUACAUUACAAAACAGAAAAUAAAAAAAA
This is a messenger RNA of Exaiptasia diaphana, 3170 nucleotides long. RefSeq names its product transitional endoplasmic reticulum ATPase. Gene Ontology annotation, biological process: mitotic spindle disassembly; autophagosome maturation; retrograde protein transport, ER to cytosol. The record is from RefSeq and is a predicted model, not a curated record. Gene Ontology annotation, cellular component: cytosol; nucleus; VCP-NPL4-UFD1 AAA ATPase complex. Gene Ontology annotation, molecular function: polyubiquitin modification-dependent protein binding; ATP binding; ATP hydrolysis activity. The coding region runs from base 102 to 2513 and encodes 803 amino acids. The transcript is spliced from 24 exons. Lineage: Eukaryota; Metazoa; Cnidaria; Anthozoa; Actiniaria; Aiptasiidae.